AUGGCCAUGGACUAUUUGAAGAAUCGCCGCCGCUCCUCCCAGAUCAUGCAAACUCCAAACCCUGUCCUGACCUCCGAGGAUGAAGCCUUCCUGCAACAAGUUACCUCCCAACAGGAACAUACACCUGGCUCAGCGGGGCCAAGCGGUGGAAAUGCAACGGAUUUUGCAGCAGAGAGCCCCGUCCACCCUGGUCUGAAGGAAUCUGCCCAGGAUGUUCCUCUUCCAGCGUCACCAGCAGAAGAAUUUGGAAAGGAGUUGGGAGAAGAGGCCCGCGAGAACCCCGAAACUACCGAGACGAAAUCCGAGCCUCCAAAGUCACAAGAUUCGAAAACCUCGGACAAGAAAAAAAAAACGUUGGACUGCGAUAAGAAGAGUUCUAGUCCCGAAGGUAAAGACAAGUCCGAUAUACCUACCGCAUCGACCUCAGCCUCCAACGGAAACGGACAAGAAGCCUCGAAGGACGAAGAAGACAUGAAGGAUAUACUCGAGCACUUGAACCUGGCAGCAGAGAACAAUAAGGUGUUCUCAAUGAGCGAAGAGACACAGGAAUUACUUCGGAAGUUCAAGUUGAUCUUCAAAGAUCUUAUCAAUGGCGUUCCAACGGCCUACCACGAUUUGGAAAUGCUGUUGACCAACGGGAAUCGACAACUUCAAGAUACCUAUACCAAGCUCCCCGGUCCGAUGCAGAAAUUGAUCGAGAAGCUCCCAGAGAAAUGGACGGAGACUUUGGCACCAGAAAUGAUUGCCGUGGCCGGCGAAAGAGCGUCCAAAAGUGGCGUCAACAUGGAGAAUGUGGGCAAGGCUGCUGCGGCGGCGGAGAAGAUGGGCCUUAGUGUUCCAAGUCUGAAGGAACUUGUCUCCAAACCCGCUGCGAUUGUGGGAAUGCUUCGGUCGAUCAUGACCUUCCUGCGAGCUCGUUUCCCGGCUGUAUUGGGCAUGAAUGUUCUUUGGUCGCUGGCACUAUUCAUUUUGCUGUUCGUUUUGUGGUAUUGCCAUAAGCGCGGACGGGAGGUUCGUCUAGAGAACGAACGCUUGGUCACGGAGGAGGAAAUCAACCAGCUUAAUGAAGACAAUCCCGAGGGUAGAAUUCGUGCCACAGAGACUUUGACCACGACAGCUCCCCAGGGUGCCUCAUCAGAGGAAGUUCGCGAAGGAGUGAAGAAGGCGGAGGAAGCCCGGGCCUCAGCUGCAGACGUACCUUCUGUUUCAUCUCCGCAGAGCGGCAACGGUGAGAUUGAAAAUGUUCGCCCAGCUCCUGUUCCAACUAGGUCGAAGUCUCGAUUGUCUAUUUUCGGUCGAUCUAAGCCGCCCACUGAGCCAAAUCCUAAUAUUUCACCAUACCCCGGUACAUAA
Molecule: messenger RNA, 1353 nt
Organism: Penicillium cosmopolitanum
Lineage: Eukaryota; Fungi; Ascomycota; Eurotiomycetes; Eurotiales; Aspergillaceae
Exons: 3
Coding region: 1-1353 (450 amino acids)
Source: RefSeq, a predicted model, not a curated record